Molecule: messenger RNA, 545 nt
Organism: Coccinella septempunctata (seven-spotted ladybird)
Lineage: Eukaryota; Metazoa; Arthropoda; Insecta; Coleoptera; Coccinellidae
Exons: 2
Coding region: 73-411 (112 amino acids)
Source: RefSeq, a predicted model, not a curated record
GCCAGUUUGUCUGGAAUCUGUAGUUGGUUCAAUAGGAAUGAAUUGGCACUGAAUGCAUCAAAGACAAAUAUCAUGGUGUUUAGAACGAAGAAUUCCCGAAUUAAUCUGGGUGAUAGCAUAAACCUGAAUGGUGAGGAAAUGAAACCUGUUCCUGAGACAAGAUUCCUGGGAGUACACAUUGAUGAGUUCUUAGACUGGAACAAUCAUGUGGAAAAAACUGGGUUGAGACUGAGUAGCAUUGGAUAUGGAAUCAGGGUGGUGUCAAGAUAUAUGGACGAGAAAACAUUGAAAAUACUGUACCAUGCUAACUUUGAAUCUGUACUAAGAUAUGGGAUUGUGUUCUGGGGAUGCAGCUCCAGUAUACAACUCCUUUUCAUUAUACAGAAAAGAACCAUAAGAGCACCAGGAUGAAUUCAGGUCCAACUAUGUCCAUGGAUAUAAUACAAGGACGACGAACCUCACUUAUCCGUCUCAUCGGCUUACAAGUACAGAAAAAGGUCCCUAUUAUAUGUGCAUAAAACUUUACAAUAAACUACCAAAUACAU